Megalobrama amblycephala (Wuchang bream) is the source of this 2832-nucleotide messenger RNA. RefSeq names its product kelch repeat and BTB domain-containing protein 7-like. The record is from RefSeq and is a predicted model, not a curated record. NCBI's taxonomy places the organism in Eukaryota, Metazoa, Chordata, Actinopteri, Cypriniformes, Xenocyprididae. The transcript has a single exon. Bases 491 to 2359 code for a protein of 622 amino acids. Gene Ontology annotation, molecular function: protein binding.
ACCGCUGAGAAUGGCUUCGUCUCAAAUCCUAGUGAGCUGCCUAGAAGGCAUUGUUGGGUUUCAUAGCCUUGGGCAACAUUUUCGGCAUCACACUGAGAACACUGGCUUACGCUGUCUAUGUAGGCAGCUCAAUAUACUUUGAAACACAGCCGAUGUGACCAAUCAGCGCUUUGUGUUGCAGCUCAGCGCCAGCAUGCUUGAGUGAGACAUGCAACGUCGAUGUUUCAAGAUCAAAAGCUGAACGAAAUGAAAUUAAACGGGACCGACAUCACCAUUUGUCCUGAAAAUCAUUUCGUAUUGUAAAAAAGGACCGCGUUUCAUUCAUGAAACAUGGCUACAUUGUCAGGCAACAAAGAAGCGGUGAUUGCAGCUCACAGCUUGUUGUUUUCAUGACACUUUGAGUCCUUACAGCAGAGCUGAGGGAGAUUUGAUGCCGCUGCCGCUCACUGACGGGAUUUAGUUGCGUUCGGACGGAGAAAACGGGCUCAACAUGGCUUCGGUGAACUGUUUCAGUGGUCCGGAGGAGCUCGAGGACACCAAUCACGCUUUAAGUUUGAUAAAAGAGCUGAAAUUAUUCUACGACUCGCAGUUGUUAGUCGACGUGACUAUCGAAGUGGAGCCUGACCCGGAGUCAGAGGAACGAAACGUUUCCUCCUCUGGCGCUGGAAAAGUUUUCCAGUGCAACCGAAAUAUACUGGCAGCAGCGAGCCCUUAUUUUAAGAGCAUGUUUACAGGAGGGCUGUAUGAAAGCACUCAAAGAAAUGUCACUAUACACGAAGUGGACGCCGAUUCAAUGGCAGUCAUUAUUGACUACUGUUACACUGGCAAAGUGACAAUCACUGAGGGCAACGUGCAGAGGCUUUAUGCAGCUGCAAACAUGCUGCAGCUGGACUAUAUUCGGCAAGCAUGUGCUAACUUCAUGACAAGAAGGCUGGACCUUUCUAACUGUGCAGGGAUUUUGAAGUUUGCCGACACCUUUGACAAUCUAGAGUUGAAGAGCAAAGCUCAAGCGUUUAUUGCGAAGAACUUUGUCCAGCUCAGUGCCAAUGUGAGAGAGCUUUUUGAGCUGGACCUGAAGCAGAUUAAAGAGAUCCUCACACUGGAUUCUCUGGACGUGGACUGCGAACUGAAAGUGUGCUCAUUUGCAAUACAGUGGAUUGAGAGUAAUCUGCAUGUGGAUGCAGAAGAUGCGCUGCAGGUCCUCAGAUGUGUACGGUGGUCUUUGUUUUCCGAGAAAGACAGGGUUUAUCUAGAUGGCCUUAAAUCAAAGCCUUUUAUACAGAAAUAUCUUUUGAAUGUUCUAGACGGGGCUGCCGAUGAGCAGAGCACCACGGUGUCAAAGGGCGCGCAUGCUGCCAAACAAAGAAUUGGCAAGAGUGCAAAAGAAAUGGUGCUUUUCUUUGGACGGCCAAAUGAGCCUUUCAUGUGCUAUGAUCCCUACACGGAGGACAUCUUUUCUAUGGCGUCCCCGGUCAUUAACCUCGCCAAUCAGAACUUCAAACACUCUCCUAUGGAGACGUUUUUGGUCUGCACCACACCAGAGAACAGCCUGUAUCUUGCGUCACAGCUGUCCAAGCACUUCUGGGUCUACAAUCCCUUGUUGAAUUGUUGGCAGGAGCUUGCGGAAAGACUUCUCAGAAGAAUGCACUCGUACAUAGGCUACCUCAACGGGCACCUGUACAUUUUGGGUGGCAGAGAUCCGGUAUCGGAUGCCAGACUCAAGGAAGUAGAAUGCUAUAGCAUUCAAAGGAACCAGUGGGUUUUUGUGGCCCCUUUGCCUCAUUCUUUGGGAAAGAUGCAGGUUGUGACGGUAAAUGAGCGGCUUUAUGUGGUAAACAAGAGGAGGAUGCUCAGCUACGAGCCGAAGACAAACAACUGGCUCCAGCGGGGCUCUCUGAAACGCAGUAAACUCCACAAAGCCUGUGUUUUUCAGGAGCAGAUUGUCUGUUUGUGCGAUAUCCCUGUGGUCAAAGCGUAUAACCCAGCUCGUGGAGAAUGGAGGAGGAUCGGAGACAUUCCUAUUGACAGCAGUGCUCUCAACUACCAAGUUGUGCAGCACAACAGCAAACUUCUGCUUCUUACUAUUGCAAUAGUCCAUCACAACAAAAACAGGCUUAUUAUACAUGAAUAUGAUCCCACUAGGGACUCGUGGAAAAACGUGGCCACCAUGUUUGGAUCCUCCUUCGGAUCCAUAAGCCUCUCCACCCGGGUGUAUACUGCAUGCUUGGGGUCCGGUCAGAAUUUCAUCUUGGAGGAGGAUGACGACAGCGGCUCCAGUGCUGACUGGGACUUCGAUGGGUUGACUGAUGCAGACUCGGACUCCGGCAGCUCAAGCUCCUUUUCAGAUGAGAACUGGUAGUCUAUGCAGUUCUAACAGUAACUCGUGUCAAAUGCAUAAUAGAGCCAAAUGUAAACAUGCUGCAAAGUAUUAGCUGGCUGGUUUGAAGUGGCUCACCCCACAGCAGCCAGGGUAAAACCUACUUGAAAUUUAUGCUGUUUAUACUAUGACUAUUAUUCAACAACGGCUUACCUUUAUGAUAUAUGGCCAGUGAAUGAUACCUUGUCUCAGGAUUAUGAUACGUUGGUACAAAGAAUUGUUAAUAUUUUGACUCUGCCAGCCUUUGGGGGCUAAUAAACAAAGAGCAGUAUUACGCUGGAGUCUUGAACAGGGUACAGUUGAGCUAGCAGCCCCUUUUAAGGGAAAUGUGCUUAUUUCUGGUCCCAAAGUGAUGAUCAGAAAACAUGUUUUAUUUUUAUUGAAUAUUGAUGGGACCAUUUAAUCAAUGUGAAAAGACAUGGUAAUGUUUGUUUUGAUUAAACCUCCUUCAAAUA